Molecule: messenger RNA, 1783 nt
Organism: Helicoverpa armigera (cotton bollworm)
Lineage: Eukaryota; Metazoa; Arthropoda; Insecta; Lepidoptera; Noctuidae
Product: myb-like protein X
Exons: 2
Coding region: 64-1746 (560 amino acids)
Source: RefSeq, a predicted model, not a curated record
GUCGUUGAACAAAAUAGCAAGUCACUAUCAAAGGCACGGAUGUUAGUUAAGUAAAAAACUAAUAUGAAAUAUGUGAUUUUACAUUAUUUUUUUAUAGCGCAUCUAUGUAACAUGAAAAUGUUAGCCAACACUAUGAGACACAAAUCAAGUAGAGAAACUUAUGAUAUAGAUGGCUUCAUACAUCAACUGCUUGCAUCGCGGAAAUUUGAUGAAUUGGCUGAAAAGGUGGCUGAUAAAGCUGCAGUCAGGAUCAUGCACAUAGAAACUUCACCGGCUCGGCUUCAGAGAUUCACAAAAGAGGUCAACAAAAUUAAUAAAACUAUAGAAAACCCGCAAAAAAGCCAUCGGGAACCACCGAGCAGAGACCAUGAAAUAGCCAUGAAAGCUGAUUCAUCAGACGAUAUUAAGCUAAGAAACGACAACAGCCAAGAUAAACAAGGUAUGAUUGACACUCAGGCUGUGAUGAUGGACGAAAACACUUCACAGUCAAACAGCCUCAAGCUGAAGUACAAAUAUCUAACGAGGAACGCUUACGAGAAGAAACUUUUCAGCGACCGGGGUUCGGAAAAAACUGACCAGCCUAAAAGGAACGAAGUAUCAGCGGAGAAAUCUAGAGAUCACGACAAAAAAGCAGAAGAACAUACUCAUCAAGACAAUUCUGAAAAGAAACAACAUAGUUCGAGCAAAACUGAGAGAGAAGCGAGCAAGGAUGACAAUUCUCGCUGGCGUCACGAUAGCAGAGACAAUGACCGCGAAGAUUCAGACUCUAAGAAACAAGACAAGUCACACGUCAAAUCCCACGACAAUAUGGAUACUGAAAGAAAAGAAAACAACAAGAAUAAUCACCAACGAGAAGAUCAGGAGGUCAGGCGCGAUACUAUAGACACUCAAAACUCACGACCGGAAUUCAAAAGUAUAGCAAAGAACGAAGUACACGCAAUAGGUCACGUUGAUGACCGAAAUAGUACGGAAGAUGAAAACCCGGAAUCUUCUAGCGUAGAGAACGACGAUGUGAAGAUCGUCCCACCUUUGACUGAAAAAACUUCUGAGGAAGAUGAGAAAGGUGUAGGAAAAUUAGAGAAAAGCAGCUCAGACGAGAACAUGAACAUAAUGAAGGAAAAGGAUGAAUUUAGUCCCGUCACGUUGAAGAGUCGAGAUGAAACCGAACCCAACAUCGAUGAGAAUAAGAUAGCAGCUGAUAAUCAAGACGACAGUAUUUACGUCUAUAGAUCUGAAGAAAAUAAAGAACCAGUUGACGAACACAAUGAAAAGAUCGAAGAACACAAAGAAAAGGUCAAGGAACACAAAGAAAAGAUCGAAGAACACAAAGAAAAGACCGAAGAACACAAAGAAAAGACCGAAAAACGCAAAGAAAAGACCAAAGAACACAAAGGACCGGUUAAAGAACCGAAAUCUGAAGAACAGGGGUCUGUGGAACAGGUUACUGGAGAACCGAAAUCUGAAGAACCAAACUCUGGAGAACAGGGCAAUGGAGAACAGAAAACCGAGGAGCUAAAGGCUGAGGCGCAAGACACAGAGGAAGAACAUAAGUCAGAACAAAAGACACAAGAAAACGGGGACAGCAACGAAGAAGACAGGCCGACAGCUUCAAACAAACCUGCAAUCAGACGUGAAGGAAACAAGGUGUUUACUUACGUGGAGGCACCAGAGUAUCAGGAGUAUCAUGAGCAGAUGGCUAAAAUGCAAAAAGAACAUCCAUUUAAUCCUACCGAUUUUUUGCCAUAAACUUUAGAAUAUUAAAUCUAAUUGUAAUUGAUAGUUU